Messenger RNA from Knipowitschia caucasica, 1161 nucleotides. Lineage: Eukaryota; Metazoa; Chordata; Actinopteri; Gobiiformes; Gobiidae. The record is from the annotation of a GenBank genome assembly.
AUGGGGGACACUGGAGCGACAUUUACGCGGGGAUUUGGGCAGAACGGCACGGGCGCAGAGGACACGGCCGCGUCCGAGGAGUGGAUGGUGGUCAUGAGUUUGGUGAUGGGAAUGAUCGUUUUUGGAAUAGUCUUUGGCAACAUCCUCGUGAUUGUGGCCAUAGCGAGGACACAGAGACUUCAAACUCUCACCAACGUCUUCAUCGUGUCUCUGGCCAUCGCGGACCUCAUCAUGGGGCUCCUGGUGGUCCCCUUCGGCGCUGUGCUGGAGGUGCGCGGGUCCUGGAUGUACGGCUCGUUCUUCUGUGAGUUUUGGAUUUCUGUGGACGUCCUGUGCGUCACGGCCAGCAUCGAGACCCUGUGCGUAAUCGCCAUUGACCGGUACGUGGCCAUCACCUCCCCGUUCCGCUACCAGAGCCUGCUGACCAAAGCCCGAGCCAAAGCAGUGGUGUGCGCGGUGUGGGCCAUCUCCGCGCUCGUCUCCUUCCUCCCGAUCCUCAUGCACUGGUCCCGGGACAGCGUGGACACGGACUGCUACGACAACCCCAAAUGUUGUGAUUUCGUGACUAACAGAGCGUACGCCAUCUCCUCCUCUGUCAUCUCCUUUUACAUCCCGCUCCUGGUCAUGAUCUUCGUGUACGCGCGGGUUUACAGAGAAGCCAAGAAGCAGGUGAGGAAGAUUGACCAGUGCGAGGGCAGGUUCCACAACAGUCUAACGGGACUCACGUCGAAGUGCAAGAAAAGACCGUCCAAAAUACUCGCGCUGCGGGAACAGAAGGCGCUCAAGACUCUGGGAAUAAUAAUGGGGACUUUUACUUUAUGCUGGUUACCGUUCUUCAUAGUGAACGUGGUGCGUGUGUUUUACGCAGAAGUCGUGGAUAAGAAUCUGUUUGUUUUCCUGAACUGGCUCGGUUACGUCAACUCUGCCUUUAACCCCAUCAUCUACUGCAGGAGCCCGGACUUUAGGAAAGCGUUCAAGCGGCUGCUGUGCUGUCCGCGGCAGGCAGACCGCAGGCUCCACAUCAGCUCCUGUGACUUAUCCAAGUGUGGAGGCUUCGUGCUGUCCCCUCUGGAGCCCGGGACCUUCGGGAUGUGGACAGACAACAGCGACAGCAGCCUGGUCGGGGGGGCCAAGCUGGGGCACUCUGAGUCCAGCCUCUGA